GGUAAAGCUCAGCAGACAAACACAUUCGCUGCUGGAGAGAGAGAGAGAGGGAGAGAGAGAGAGAGAGGGAGAAAGAGAGGGAGAGAGAGAGGGAGAGGUUAAUGCUGAGAGUGACUCAGUUGUGUCACGCAGAUCCAGAAUUCAGCAGCAAAGCCCAGCAAAACAUCCUCACUGUGAAGAAAAUGUGACUGAAUCAGCUCUGAGAGGCUGUGGACUGAAUAAUGUUAAGAGUGGAUGCACAUAAACAGCUGUUAUAGGUGUGUUCAUUUCCCCUCUUUUAUGACUGUAAAAAAUAACUGCAUCAGUGGAUGAAAAAAGCCAUGAAGUUUAUCCAGCUGUGGGCCGUCGUCCUCCUCGCUCUGCACUUCACAUCUGCAAAGAAUGCAGGCGCCCAGAGUCUGUGGGGUUUAAAGGCCGUCCUGCAGCGGUCAGGCUGUCAGUACUGGACGCUCAAACCUGACCACUCUCUGCCUGCUCUGGAGGAGUUCAGUGUUUGUGUGAAUGUCCAGAGGAGCAUCAAUAAUUCCGCCUGGACGGCCUUCACCUACCUGCACCCGGAUCAGAGCCGGGUGGAGCUGGGGCUGGGUGGCCGCAGCGGGAAACUGCAUAUUUGGCUGUUUGGAAUGUACUGGACAGCGCCGGACACGUUGACCGUGGGUCAGUGGUGCUCAAUCUGCAUCACCUGGUCGUGCUCCAUGAAGCAGCUCCAACUUUUCAUCGACGGCAGCAACGCUGUGGUGAUGGACGUCCAGCCUGAAGGUUCAGCCUGCGGACUGACCGCCGCUGGGUCUCUCACUCUGGGGGCGGCCCAUUAUUUCACCGGAGGGAAGAUGGAGGUGGAAAGCGGGACGAACCUGCAGGGAAACGUAACUUUGUUCCGGGUUUGGGGAAAAAUCCGGAGCCCGGAGCUUCACUCGGCCCACUCCUGCACUGACGGAGACACACUCAGGUGGCACGGCGGAGUGUGGAACACUCACACCUGUCCGGCUGAGAGAGACGACGCGCUGACGUGCGCCUGGUCUCUGUACGAGGUUAAAGUUGGACUCCUCAUUCUCCACUCCAGCGGAAACAUCAACAGUUACGAAGCCCGAGAAAUCACACAUUACUGGCUAAGGUGUGUGCUUCCAUCAAACAUUUACUUGCACAGAGUCGUCGUAUCUCCAGUGCCAAGCUCUGCUGAAUCCCACAGGAAAAGAAGAGAUGACGAACGGAAUCUGUGGAACAACCCCCAAGCCAGAUGGUUUGAUGCUUUGGCUCAUCUCACUGUGAUUCCCAGCGAUGAUGUUGGAAAAGUUCAGGACUUGGUUCAUGAGCGCCUCAGGGAUGAGUUUCAUACGGCCGAGUACGACCUGUACACACACAGGGAGUUUCUGCACAUUUAUUCUAUUGAUGGCGAUGAAGUUCCUAAAUCAACCUCAAAACCAAUCAACUCAACGCCCAAACCACCCAUCACAACCACUAUACUGGAUACAACCUCAACACAAGAUACAACCACAACACCAGAUACAACCACAACCACAACACCCGAUACAACCACAACCACAACACCCGAUACAACCACAACACCAGAUACAACCACAACACCCAGCACAACCACAACACCCAGCACAACCACAACACUAGAUACAACCACAACACCCGGCACAACCACAACACCCGGCAUAACCACAACACCCAGCACAACCACAACACCCGGCACAACCACAACACCCGGCAUAACCACAACACCCAGCACAACCACAACACCCGGCAUAACCACAACACCCAGCACAACCACAACACCCAGCACAACCACAACACCAGAUACAACCACAACACCCAGCACAACCACAACACCCGAUACAACCACAACCACAACACCAGAUACAACCACAACACCCAGCACAACCACAAAACCAGAUACAACCUCAACACCCAGCACAACCACAACACCAGAUACAACCACAAAACCAGAUACAACCACAACACCCAGCACAACCACAACACCAGAUACAACCACAACACCCAGCACAACCACAACACCAGAUACAACCACAACCACAACACCAGAUACAACCACAACACCCAGCACAACCACAACACCCGAUACAACCACAACACCAGAUACAACCACAACACCCAGCACAACCACAACACCAGAUACAACCACAACCACAACACCAGAUACAACCACAACACCAGAUACAACCACAACACCCAGCACAACCACAACCACAAAACCAGAUACAACCACAACACCCAGCACAACCACAACACCUGAUACAACCACAACACCAGAUACAACCACAACACCCAGCACAACCACAACACCCAGCACAACCACAACACCAGAUACAACCACAACACCCAGCACAACCACAACACCCAGCACAAGACCUGGCACAACUUCAACACCCAGCACAACCAAACCAUCAUUGUCUCCAGUUUUUCCUCCAGCCACAGACAGUUUCUUCAAGGUCAGUGUGAACGUAACGAUUGGGGGAUCAGGUGUAGACCCUGCAGACACUAUUCAGACAUGGCUUUACGGAACUCUCUCUACCAAAAGGAUAUCUGUGCUAAACUUCCAUCUCACAUCCCCACAAACAAGAACUGUCCGUUUGAAGAAACGCAGCUACGAAGCGAAAGAGGCUCUUUUCAUCACUGAAGAAAGCCACAGCUGUGUGUUUCAGAUGCUCGUGCCUGGGUGCUCUAAUGUAGAGGAGACUCAGAGACAGAUCCACGACCUGCUGGAGAAGCCCUACAGCAACGGCAGCGUGAGCCUGGACGCUGAUCCAGAGGACAUCCUCAUAUCACACAUAGAGCCCGGUCUUUGCCCUCAGCUGACCCAGCAGACUCGGCAGGGUCGGUACGUUUGGCCCUGGACUCCGGCUCAGCGCACAGCCUGGCAGCGCUGUGAGGCAGAUAAGGACAGCCUGGCCUACCGCCAGUGUUUGCUGAGUGCGGAGACGAGUCAGGCUGCCUGGGUUCCUCCAGAGCUGCAGCGCUGCCCCACUGUGGUGGCCACCAUCUCAGACCUGGAGCAGAUUGAAGUCACCAAAGACACCGCUGAGGAUGUCCUGCAGAUGAUUGUGGACCUACUGAAAGAGCAUGACUCUCUGGAUAAGUGUGACCUGCAAACAGUGCUAACCAAGCUGCAGGAAGUGCUGAACAUCACCGCGGUGACACCUGCCCUCGCUGAGGUCAUCGUCAGCAUCAUGUCCAACAUCUUGAACUCAAAGAGUGACCUGCAGCCCUUCACUAACGACAUCCUGAAUAUUACAGACACAGUUGGAGACAAAAUGUCAGAUUUCAGUGGAGAGUCGGUCAGUGUUGUGGCUCCAGCAUUGGCCCUGUCUGUGGUCAGUGUUGACCCUGAAAACGUCCACAAUCUGACAUUUGGAGUCACUUCAGUGAAUGACGGUCCAUAUCCAACGAUUUAUAUCAAUAAGGAUCCGUAUGAGGGGACGGUGGCGUUUAUCUCUCUGCCUCCAGCUCUACACGCCAGCUUUCCCCAAAAUAACCGCACAAACCCCCGCGUUCAGUUCCAGUUUUACGGGGUUCCGGCGCUCUUUAAGGACGGGGAGGGAGGUCAAACUCUGAACACGUAUGUGGUGUCGGCGAGUGUGAUUAACGCUGCAGAACCUGUGGAGAACCUGAAGGAGCCGGUCAUCGUCAUCCUCCACCAUCUGGACACUCAGAUAACUGGUAAAGAGGUUCACUGUGUGUACUGGGAUUUUAAUAAGAAUGACGGCUGUGGAGGUUGGAGUCGGAGAGGCUGCUGGAAACAUAACGUCACCCCUGAAUACACAACCUGCAUGUGUGACCACCUCACACACUUCGGAGUCCUGCUGGAUGUGUCCAGGACUCCUGUUGAUGAGGAAAAUGAGAAAAUUCUCACCGUCAUAACGUAUGUCGGCUGUGGACUGUCCUCGUUCUUCCUGGGCGUUACGGUGCUGACCUAUUCUCUGUUAGACAAGUUAAGGCGAGAUUACCCGUCUCAGAUUCUCCUGAAUCUCUCCGUCGCUCUCCUGGGUCUGAACCUCGUGUUCCUCACCAACUCCUGGUUCUCAGCCUUCGCCAUUUACGGCCUCUGUGUUGCCGUAGCGACAGCUCAGCACUACUUCCUGCUGGCCUCCUUCAGCUGGAUGUUCCUGGAGGCGGUGAAUAUGUACUUCGCUCUGGUGAAGGUUUUUAAUGUCUACGUUCCGUCCUACAUCCUCAAGUUCUGCAUCGUUGGCUGGGGACUUCCUCUGGUGAUAUGCUGCCUGGUGCUGGUAGUGAAGCAGGAGGCCUACGCUGUAGCUUCGCUCAUUGAUGACCAGGACACUCCGGAGGAUUCUGAGAUGUUCUGCUGGAUUCAGGACGACGUGGUGUUCUUCGUGUCUGUGGUGGGCUUUGUUGGCCUCGUCCUGCUCUGCAACUUCUCCAUAUUCCUGGUGGUUCUGCUGCAGAUGAGGAAGAUGCGUGUGAAUCAGCCGGCAGGGACGCACCGCAGCCUGCUGAAGGACCUGAGAGGCGUGGCCAGUUUCACCUUGCUGCUUGGACUCACCUGGGCCGUGGCCUUCUUCACAUGGGGUCCGGCCAAGGUCCCUCUGCUCUACCUGUUCUCCAUCCUGAACAGCCUGCAAGGUUUCUUCAUCUUCAUCUUCCACUGUCUUAUGAAGGAGAACGUGCGUAAACAGUGGAGAAUCCACCUGUGUUUCGGACGCUUUAAACUUCACGACCAGUCAGAUUGGAGCCACACUCCAACAGUCAUUGCCAAACCCAAACCCAGCCAGUUCCCAAAGUUCCCCACGGUGGCUUCAUUCAGGUCCAGUAAGUCCAACUCCACUCAGAGCUCAUCGUUGUCCUCAGACUCCAGCCAGCGCCAGGUCUCCAUCAGGAGACCCAACCUGGAUGUGAUGUAUCAGCAGAGUCUGGUUCUGCCCCGAAUCCAUCUCACAUCCUCUGCGCUCCCCAGCGCUCAUGCUAAUGCUAAUCUCCCUGAGGCCGACGGAUAUGAGAUCCAUUCCUGGAUUCCUGAAGAACGAUCCAGCUGCGACAUUCAUUACAACUAAAUCUGAGUUUGUGUUCUUUCGUUUAUAUUGUGAUUUCAGAUUUUUGAUGAUUUGUAAGGACUUUGUACUGUAUUAGCAGAUGUUCAUAGCAUAUACUCAGUCUUUAGCUAUAGCUGUGGCUGCAUUAGCUACUUUAGCACCUUGUUUGUUCUGUCUUGAGUCUGUUUUAAUGAGCUGUAUGUUAAAAUACUUUAUACAA
Messenger RNA from Colossoma macropomum (tambaqui), 5235 nucleotides. It is a transcript of the gene adgrg4b, whose product is annotated as adhesion G-protein coupled receptor G4. The record is from RefSeq and is a predicted model, not a curated record. Gene Ontology annotation, molecular function: G protein-coupled receptor activity. The coding region runs from base 309 to 5036 and encodes 1575 amino acids. The transcript has 29 exons. Gene Ontology annotation, biological process: cell surface receptor signaling pathway; adenylate cyclase-activating G protein-coupled receptor signaling pathway. Gene Ontology annotation, cellular component: membrane. NCBI's taxonomy places the organism in Eukaryota, Metazoa, Chordata, Actinopteri, Characiformes, Serrasalmidae.